Messenger RNA from Phymastichus coffea, 1678 nucleotides. RefSeq names its product putative GPI-anchor transamidase (gene PIG-K). Gene Ontology annotation, biological process: protein localization to cell surface; attachment of GPI anchor to protein; proteolysis. The record is from RefSeq and is a predicted model, not a curated record. Gene Ontology annotation, molecular function: GPI-anchor transamidase activity. Gene Ontology annotation, cellular component: GPI-anchor transamidase complex. Lineage: Eukaryota; Metazoa; Arthropoda; Insecta; Hymenoptera; Eulophidae. The coding region runs from base 229 to 1263 and encodes 344 amino acids. The transcript is spliced from 5 exons.
CCGUCUACCACCCACCGCUGCGCUGCACAUAUGAUUGUGAGUAAUACUGUGACGCAAUGUAAAUAAUGCCUGCGAUUUGAAUUUUUUUGUCAACAAAAAUGCUACUCCUACGAGUGCUUUGAUUAAAUAUAGACAAAGUUAGUGAUUUAAUGUUCACCGUAUUCGAGAUAGAAAUAUUAUCAACGUAAAUAGUGAUAUUAUCUUAAAGCUUAAGAAGCAUAACUAAAGAUGAAGUUACACUGUAUAGUUUGGUUGUUCAUGCUGUUUGUGAUAAGCGUCUUUUGCACAGUAAUACCACAAGACUUUGAAAAAACAGGUCAUUCCAAUAAUUGGGCAGUAUUAGUUGACACCUCGCGAUUUUGGUUCAAUUAUCGCCAUGUUGCCAAUGUUUUAUCAAUUUAUCGAAGUGUUAAGCGACUUGGUAUACCAGACUCACAAAUUAUCCUAAUGAUCGCUGACGACAUGGCUUGUAAUCCAAGAAAUCCAAGACCAGCAACAGUCUUUAACAAUAUUAAACAACAUAUCAAUGUAUAUGGUGAUGAUGUGGAAGUGGACUAUCGAGGAUAUGAAGUGACUGUUGAAAAUUUUGUUAGAUUAUUGACUGGUAGAUUGGAGCCAGAAACACCCAGAUCAAAGAAAUUAUUAACUGAUGAAGGUUCUAACAUACUUAUCUAUUUAACUGGACAUGGUGGUAAUGGUUUUCUCAAAUUCCAAGAUUCUGAGGAAAUCACUAGUCAGGAGUUGAGUGAUGCUUUAGAACAAAUGUGGCAAAAGAGAAGAUAUCACGAAAUUUUGUUUAUUGUUGAUACAUGUCAGGCUAGCUCUAUGUAUGAGAAAUUCUACUCUCCAAAUAUUUUAGCUGUGGCAUCUAGUCUUGUUGGAGAAGAUUCACUUUCUCAUCAUGUUGAUCCAGCUAUUGGUGUUUAUAUUAUUGAUCGAUACACUUAUUAUGCUUUGGAAUUCCUUGAAACUGUAGAACCAUCAAGUACUAGAACUUUGAGUGAAUUUUUAAAAGUCUGUCCAAAGCAUUAUUGCCUCUCGACAGUAGGUGUUAGAGAAGACUUAUUCAAAAGAGAUCUCAAGACUGUUCCAGUCACUGAUUUCUUUGGUUCUUUAAGACCAGUUGAACUUACUACAAGUAUUGUAGACAUAAGUAAUCUUGUUAAAAGCAAUGAUACCAUGACAAAGCGUUACACUCCACUGAAUAUAGAAAAAAAAUACAAGCUGGUUGAACAAUUCCCAACUGUAUCGCAGAUUCGAUAAUGCGUUUCGAAAUUAUAAAUGAGUUUUCUAUCCGCAGAUGUACACAUAUAACAGUUUGUUUUAAUUAAGACUUUUACUGUAUAUAAAUGGAUUUAUAAGUAGCAAAAUAAAACGAAAUGCCAAGUUCUUUUUAUGUUUAAAAAGAUAUGUACAGAUGUGAUAUGAUUAUAAAUAGUAUAUUUAGUAACAGUAAGUUGUAAUAUAUUUGGAAAUAUACAGCAACUUAAAGUAUCUAUUAGGUUUGAUUUGACCUCAUGUGACGUCUGUUAUUUUACAUCUUUAUUUUAUACGUUGUAUGGUUAAGAAAGUCAGUCUACUUGUCUCAAUCUUGCAUAUACACUUUUUUUUUCAUUUAACCAACUUGAAAUAAAAUUCAACUUUGAACAGAGGAUUAUAACAGUAACAAGAAAGUGGA